AUGAAAAAAGGACCAGAAAGCAGAGCUUGUCCCCGUGUAGCUCCAGACAAUUUAGUGGAGUCAAAUCCAGACAAUAACAGCAGCAACGGAGCCUCAGUGAAAGAGACAGACAUGCUUUCCUCUUCUGGAGAACUGGAAAACAUACAGCUGAAACCCGUCAAAGAAACAUCCAGAAAAAGACUCUGUGGCUAUUUAAAUAAGCUGGGCAUCAAGGGGCCAAUCAAGACCUGGAAGUCUCGCUGGUUCUUUUACGAUGAAAACAAAUGUCAUUUACUAUACUACAGAACUGCACAGGACAUCAACCCUUUGGGGUCUAUUGAUAUUGCCAGCGCCAGCUUUGACUGCAAGGUGGAAAAUGGAGAAGGGGUUUUUGAGAUCAGAACACCAAGCAGAGCUUUUACUUUGAAGGCAAUCAGCAAACAGGCAAUGAUGUACUGGCUGCAGCAGCUACAAAUGAGACGUUGGGAAUUUUGCAACGGUCAGAGCAGAUUUCCUGUGGGCAGCUCCCAGCUUGUGAAUGAACCUCUGCCUGGCAGAACAAAUGUUGACAAUGAAGACUUUCUGCCUCCGGUGAAAACACCAACAGAAGCAGUGGGUUUAAAAGCAGCAUCUUUGCCCGCACCCCAGACAUUGACCGCUCUGCAGAACAUCUCCCUUAAGCACCCUUGGACAGAGAUACAAAACACUGUCUUCAAUAUCUGUGGCUCCAAGCAGCUCUCGGGGAACAGUGGGAACGUCUUUAGCUUCAGUGAGUUCCAGGAGCAUCCUGAGAACCCAGAUGAGGAGCAAGAGGCAGAAGUGGAGGCAGGGUGUGCAGCUAAGGAGGGUAUCGUGGAGGAUGGAAGGAUGGAGCCCAGGCUGAACUGGGUUAGGAAAGCCAGGUGGAUGAACAGUGGCUUCCCAGGCUUGCCUGAAGAACUGUCCAGGGAGAGGAACCCAAUGGAUAAAGUCAGUGUCCUACAGCAACAGAUCCUGACACUCACAGAGGAAGUCAAGUCACAGAAGGAGCUGGUUAAACUUCUCCACAAAGCUCUGGAGGCAGCCCAGCAGGAGAAGCGAGUAUCUAGCAUGUAUAUCACUGCAGCAGAAGAUAAGGACAGGCUGGAGCUGGUGCGCCACAAAGUGAGACAAAUCGCAGAUCUCACCAGUCGACUAGAAGCUCUUGAGCAAGAAAAGAAGGAACUGGAGCAGAUGCUGACUCUGAGAGACAGCCACAUCCAGGAACUCAAGGAGCAUGUGCAGCUUCUGAUGGAGAAGAACCACGACAAACAGAAAGUCAUCAUGACCUUGACAGAGCAGAUGGCCCGAGAGCUCUCUGACCGCCUGCAAGAAGCCAACACUAUCACUGCAGAGACGUUGUAUAAGCAGCAGGAGGAGAUUCAGCACCUGAAGGAUGAUAUUGAUGCAUACAAAACCCAGAACCAAUUUCUCAACUCGGAGAUCCACCAGGUAACUCGACUCUGGACAAGCGUUGCUGAGAAUGAAAAAGCCCUUCUGAUGAAGUGUGCCUGCCUGCAAGCCCGAAACUGCCAAAUGGAGAGCAAAUACCUGAUGGUCUUGCGGAAGCUGCAGGAGGCUCUGCCUGGUCUGCCCAGCUCCCAUGCUGAGUUGGUGAGGAACCUCAUCCAAGAAGCGCUCCAGUGGGAUGUGAAGGAAGGAGCAGAAGAAGGUUUUAACCUGAACCCUGUAAGUGAGUAUGAUGAGUAUGGGUUUAUGACUGUACCUGACUAUGAAGUUGAGGACUGGAAACUUCUGGCCAAAAUCCAGGCCCUGGAGAUAAAGUCCAACAACCUGCGGAGCCAGGAAGUAGUGGAGAAGCCCCUCCGUGACAGGUGGAACAGUGUUGGAGAGCUGACCCCCUCUGCAGAGCUGAAGAGUCUGAUCCGAAGUGGCAUUCCAGUGGACCAUCGGCAACGGGUCUGGAGGUGGAUUGUCAGCCGGCACUGCAGCCAUCUGCCAGGCCACUACCAGCAGCUGUUACGGCAGAGCAAGAGCACCGAGCCCCCUGCCUGCCGGCAGAUUGAGCUUGACCUGCCCCGUACACUGACCAACAACAAACAUUUUUCCUCUCCUACCUCCCAGCUCAUCCCCAAGCUCCGUAGGGUGUUGCUGGCAUUCUCCUGGCACAAUCCUGCCAUUGGAUACUGCCAGGGACUGAACAGAUUGGCAGCUGUUGCCCUCCUGGUCCUAGAAGAUGAGGAAAGUGCUUUCUGGUGCCUUGUCCAUAUUGUGGAGAACCUAAUGCCAGCAGACUACUACAGUGACACGCUGAUAACAUCACAGGUGGAUCAGAGAGUCUUCAAAGACUUCCUGUCAGAGAAGCUGCCUCGCCUCAUGGCUCAUUUUGAGCAGUAUCGGAUUGAUGUCUCACUCAUCACCUUCAAUUGGUUUCUUGUGGUUUUUGUGGACAGCCUGGUCAGUGACAUCCUCCUGCGAGUGUGGGAUGCCUUCUUGUACGAGGGAACUAAGGUGAUUUUCCGCUAUGCUCUUGCGAUUUUUAAAUACAACGAGGAGGAAAUCCUAAGAAUUCAUGACAGUGUGGAGAUCUACCAGUACCUACGCUUUUUCACGAGAAUGAUCAUGGAUGGCAGGAAGCUGAUGAACAUUGCAUUCAAUGACUUAAACCCCUUCCCCAUGAAACUGCUGAGGAACCGGCGGUCAAUGCACAGAGAAGAGCUGGAGGCAGAGCUGUGUGAGCUGGAACAGAUCAAGGCAGCCUAUGUAAAAGAGAGAGCAGAACAGGGGCCUCAGGACCUGAAGGAGGUUGUUAGUGAAGAGGAAGAAGAGAUUUAAUAAAAACCGAGUUCCUCGUCGCUUCCCUCCCACCUUGCAGAAGGUCUUCGGUAGCAACUGUCUGUAAGAGGUGGAGCAGGGGGGAACGGUGGUCACAGCAAGAGUUCAUCUGCCCCAGGAAGCAAGGCUAUAGGCAUAGGACUAUUUGGGGACCAAGCCAGACUUUGUAAUGUGUUG
Charadrius vociferus (killdeer) is the source of this 2970-nucleotide messenger RNA. It is a transcript of the gene TBC1D2, whose product is annotated as TBC1 domain family, member 2. The transcript is spliced from 13 exons. Lineage: Eukaryota; Metazoa; Chordata; Aves; Charadriiformes; Charadriidae. The record is from RefSeq and is a predicted model, not a curated record. The coding region runs from base 1 to 2793 and encodes 930 amino acids.